AUGUCCACCCAGCUCAGCUUUGAAAGGCACAAGCGGCAAGCUGCCGAGCAUGAGUGCAAAGUGCACGAGCUCCUGAACAAGGAACCAAGGCAUGCUUCAGGACAGGGAGCGCCAGGUGAAGCUGACAGCAAAGCCUCCACCGGCAAGGUGCGUGCAGCUUGUGGUCAGCAGCGGCUUGCAAUCCGUGAGUACAGGGAGGCAUCCCGCUUGCGCCCGCGAGACGCCGAGACCAAGGAGCGCCUUCGAUCAGCCUGCAAAGUCUUGAAGCAGCUGCAGGUGCUGGUGGAUGGCCCGAGGCAGCUUCCAAUGCGAAGGUUUCUGGCGCACUACAACCUGAGCCUUCGCUACUGGGACAUGGGUGAGGCAAUCCGACGCCCAGAAUCCUACAUCUUUCUUUCCUUGAUCCUGAGCUUGCGACCUGAUCUAUGA
Messenger RNA from Symbiodinium natans, 429 nucleotides. The record is from the annotation of a GenBank genome assembly. Lineage: Eukaryota; Dinophyceae; Suessiales; Symbiodiniaceae.